Pomacea canaliculata is the source of this 1971-nucleotide messenger RNA. RefSeq lists its product as uncharacterized. Bases 911 to 1660 code for a protein of 249 amino acids. Lineage: Eukaryota; Metazoa; Mollusca; Gastropoda; Architaenioglossa; Ampullariidae. The record is from RefSeq and is a predicted model, not a curated record. The transcript is spliced from 11 exons.
CUCUCACGCAUGGGUUGACAUCGGGGCGACUUGCUAUACAAAUAGCUUCUGUCUUUUGUAGUGUGGAGUAUAAAGAGGGAAGUUAAAUUGCUCAACAGCUUAGAGGUGACAGGAGGGGCUUAGAGACAGACCCAGACUACACGUGACAACGUGAGGACCGAAGAUGAGGACUGACUGAGGAUAGACGUUUCCCAUCUACAAGUUAAAAAUUAAAAGAAAAAAGAAAGCAGUAAAUUUUGUCUCCACUACUAAAUCAAAAGCAAACGCCCAGCCCACUCAUUUCCAUAUCUAAAGGACAGCUUCCUCCCAAGCAACCCAGUGUGUUGUACUUUAUUCAGAGCCUCGCUUUCAUGAGUUGACAGAAGCUUGGCAGGAAACAAAAUGGCAGCACUUCCUUUCUUUGCGCUUGUGAAUGUUUUGUGCUGGGGAAUAGGUCAGGGCGGCUUCGACUGCCAUCGACCCGGAAGUGAAUGUCAGAACGGCGGCAGGUGUCAAGCAGACGGCCACUGCGUUUGCGUGAAUUCCUGGGGUCUCAACUGCAUGUAUUCAUCGUCAGAUUAUGCAGAAGGGGACGUCAGCUGCCGUGCAGAGUUGGGGUGCAUGUCGAAGACAUGCUUGACUGCACAGAGCGGCCAGCCAGCGGUGUGCGUGUGUGAGGAUGGCAGGACAGGGCCCCGGUGUGAGCAGGACAGAUUUCAGUUCAAAUGCUUUGUGGACCGCAUCGCCUAUAACAUCGUACCGUACGGCAAUUUUGUCGGCUAUAUUUAUCGCCUGAGUCUCGGCAACUACAACAAUCCUCAGUGCCGGAAGGACCUGGUCACAAACGAAUCCCAACGACUUGGAUCCGUCGUGGGGAGGCUAUGGAGGCUGGGAGUAUUUUCGUAAACAAGGGGGAUCCUGUCCAGCAGAUAUGACCAUGACUGACGAGGAUAAACUUAUGUCUCAACGAGUGUACUUCAUCGUACAAUAUUCACCCGAGGGUCUGAGAGACUAUGAUGAAAUUGUGGAGUUCAAGUGCGACUAUCCUCCCGUCCAGUUUCGCGAGUUCACAGCUGACCUCGAGACUCAGCGCCUCGACCCUAGUUUGUUGCCUCAUGGGACUUGGACGGACACGUCGGAGAACUUCGUGUACAAGCUUCUGGACGAAGAGAUGAGGCCACUUCCUUCAGAGUCAGUGGUAAACGUUGGGGACAUACUCUUCUUCCAAAUCAGCCUAACCGAAACAUCAGGUCUGGCAGACAUGAUUGUCAAACGUUGCACGCUGCUUGAUUCACACAGUCGUGAAGAGGCCAAGUAUUUCACGGAUCUGCUGGAUCAGUCUGGGUGUGUGCUGCCUCCUCUUGGCAUGUCCAUCAACAAUCAAGGCAAAUCUGUGACUCUUGGCUUCAGAGUCAUUCGAUAUACCUUCUCACCUGUCCUCUAUAUUAACUGUCAGGUAUCCGGCUGUGUGCCUACGACGCUGAACGAUGUCGACAGAGCUGUGGGUCUCCGAGACAAAAGAGGAUGGCAAGCGAGAACACCCAUCCAAAUAAUCAGUCUUACCACAUCACUUCAUAUAUUCGAGUGCGGGAGCGCGAUCAGGAAGCACAGCAAGACAUUAUCACACGGACGAGUGAUUUUGACCUUUGUACGGAAACAGCAGAGUUCAGGAUCAUUCUAGCUAUCACCUUGGUGACGCUGACAUCGCUGACAACUGCACUAUGUGUGUGCAUGGUCAAGAAAGUUUGCUCCUCAAAGAAAGCAUUUCUGUGAUUACAGUCGAAUGCAGGAACCCAGUGACACCAAGAUAAUUUCUUCUUGAAAAUCCCAAUAAAAUAGUUGAAAUGCAUAUUAUUUUUUUAGUAUUAUAUAAUGACCUUGUUGGUGUUUAAUUAUCAAUAUUUAAUUUUGAUUUACCAGGUUAAGCGUAAGUCCCGAGACGAUAUUUGUAUAUGAUUGAAGCCACUGAGCUUAAAUAAACAUAUGACGCAC